AUGUCUUCUAAUAAGCAAGAGUUACAAGAAGUAUUAGAAAGUUAUAUUAUUGAGAAAAUAAUACGUGAAUUAAAUGAAGACGACUUCACAGAUUCAGAUGAAGACGACGAUGAUGAAAUUUUUAUUCUUGGCUUACUAACUUUAAAUAAAGUUCAUUAUAUUGAAUUGCGCGU
Molecule: messenger RNA, 173 nt
Organism: Funneliformis mosseae
Lineage: Eukaryota; Fungi; Glomeromycota; Glomeromycetes; Glomerales; Glomeraceae
Source: the annotation of a GenBank genome assembly